AUGGCUUUCUAUCUUUUCAAACUUGUUCGCAGAAAGAUUAGAGAGAGCAAAGCUAAAGAUGCGAUCCCCAAUACCAAGGACACUGAAAUGGUCGAACCUUACCUUAUACCACAAGCUGCGGUUGGUCAGGAACAACAGCAGACCUCUGUCAGGCAUGAGCUGGAACAUGGAACGAGUGACACCACCACGCAUAGCAACAGUCAUGUCAAAGCCUUCAGCGAUGAAACGGACGCACGGCACAAGGAGGAGGCACGCAGCUUCAACUGGAUCGUCGCCGCGUAUACCCUUACUUUCACCACCUUUGUCCCAGCUUCAGGACAACUCGCAGAUAUCUACGGUCGCCACUUUGCACUCCAGUUUGAGAUGUUCUGGAUCCUAAUCGGCAGCGUGCUCUGCGCUACUGCUCAAUCAUGGGGCAUGCUUCUUCUCGGACGGGCACUGCAAGGCCUUGGAUCUGCAGGCAUCAUGAGCUUGAGCCGCAUCAUAUUAUCCGAUGGUGCAACGCUUGCGGAGACGGCAACGAAUAAUUCGAUCAUCUCGCUAAUAAGUGGUGUCAGGUAUGUUGGCACAAACAAUCCACAUGUCGAUUACGCGAUUGGCCCAGUUAUCGGAGGAUACAUCGCGGAUGCCGGCUGGCGUUACGUCUUUGUAUUACCCGUCGGUGUCGCCGUCCUCGCAAUGGUCAUGAUCUUCCUCCUCAUGCGCAAAGAGCUCGUGCAAGGCCGCGUGACUGCUAAAGCGGGAGAAUCUCGACGACUCGGAUACAUCAGCGGUCUCCGCAUCAUCGAUUGGCCUGGCAUGAUCAUGUUCAUCCUGGGCAUUGGGCUCAUCAUUCUCGCUAUACAAUGGGGUGGUACCUCGUAUGCCUGGAGCGACGCCGCAACUGUCGCACCUUUGGUCAUCGGCGCAAUUCUCUGCAUUGGCUUCUUCGUGUACGAAUACCUCCUGGGUCCAGACCGGGUGGUAGCUCGCAUAUUCCCCAAGCAGAUUCCUAUGAUCCCAUCCACAUUGUUUAGGAAGAAAGACACAUCCCUCCUCAUGAUCGUCAACUUCAGCGCCGGAAUCUCACUCGUCUCCGCGUUUUACUUCAUCUCAUACUACUGGCAACUCGCCGAGGGCUACUCGCCGUCCAAAGCCGGUACCCAACUCCUCUACUUCACGCCCGGCCUCGGCGUGGGUGUCUACCUCGCGAGUUUCCUGUGCAGAGUCUGGCCGCGCCAGACCUUCUUCCCGCUACUGUGGGGAUCGAUUGUCGAAGGCGUGGGUCUCUCUCUGCUCGCAUAUUCCGUGUCCAUCAGGGAUACGACUAUGGUCAAGGUUUUCCUUGGCGUAUCGGGCGCGGGAACGGGUCUGCGCUUCAUGCCUGUUGUCCUCCACGCUGCGGGGAUCUGGAGCACAAGGAUUCCGAGCAUGCAGAGUUUGUUGAGCUUCAUGCUGCCGCUUGGUGAGACGAUUGGAAUCUCGAUGAUGGGAGCUGUGUUUUCGAAUAAACUCAACACGGGACUGCGGGACAUUGCAUCGCGGACGAAGGGACUCAAUCUUCCUUCCUCGGGACCACCGAGUUUCGCUGUCCUGAACAGCUUGCCAGCGGCUACGCAGAUGGAGGUACAAAACGCCGCUUCGAAAGCGGUUAUGUGGUCUUUGAUCUCGGUACUUCCGUUCGUGGGCCUCUCGAUUGUUGCGUCUGUUUUGCUGGGCAAUGUAUGGAUCGGGAAGCCAGCAGAAAAGGCGAAAGACGACAAGCCUGCACGUGCAGAGGAGAAGGGUCAGGUCAUGUAUGGAUUGUACAUACCCGCUCUGAUCACUGGAACUUUGGCGGGACAGAAGCGGGAACUGGAGGCCAGUCUUGAUCGGGAGGAUGAAGUGCGAAGCGAGAGGUCUGCCGAUGUUGAAGCUGUGGCGCAACCAAUGACUGCGCAUAUUGGUGUUCGACAGCCGUGGGUAUGA
Molecule: messenger RNA, 1947 nt
Organism: Parastagonospora nodorum SN15
Lineage: Eukaryota; Fungi; Ascomycota; Dothideomycetes; Pleosporales; Phaeosphaeriaceae
Exons: 3
Coding region: 1-1947 (648 amino acids)
Biological process (GO): basic amino acid transport; transmembrane transport
Cellular component (GO): fungal-type vacuole membrane
Molecular function (GO): basic amino acid transmembrane transporter activity
Source: RefSeq, a predicted model, not a curated record